This is a messenger RNA of Rhagoletis pomonella (apple maggot), 1570 nucleotides long. It is a transcript of the gene Cdk5, whose product is annotated as cyclin-dependent kinase 5 homolog. NCBI's taxonomy places the organism in Eukaryota, Metazoa, Arthropoda, Insecta, Diptera, Tephritidae. Gene Ontology annotation, cellular component: nucleus; cytoplasm. The transcript is spliced from 4 exons. Gene Ontology annotation, molecular function: ATP binding; cyclin-dependent protein serine/threonine kinase activity. The record is from RefSeq and is a predicted model, not a curated record. Bases 102 to 986 code for a protein of 294 amino acids. Gene Ontology annotation, biological process: neuron apoptotic process; axonogenesis; protein phosphorylation.
ACUGCGGUACUUGUUCUAAAAGAUUUGCAAUUUUUUUGCCGAAAAUUCCUGGCUGUAAAUUGAGUUUAUAAACGGUAAUUUUUGUCUGCUGCCUGCUUAAAAUGCAAAAAUAUGAAAAAUUGGAAAAAAUCGGUGAGGGUACCUACGGUACUGUAUUUAAGGGCCGUAAUCGUGAGACCAUGGAAAUUGUGGCAUUGAAGCGCGUCCGUCUGGACGAAGACGACGAGGGAGUGCCCAGCUCGGCACUCAGGGAAAUCUGUCUGUUGAAGGAGCUGAAGCACAAAAAUAUAGUACGUCUAUACGAUGUAUUGCACUCAGACAAGAAGCUGACGCUUGUUUUCGAGCAUUGCGAUCAGGACUUGAAGAAGUACUUUGACAGUUUGAAUGGAGAAAUCGAUAUGGCGGUUUGCCGCAGCUUUAUGUUACAACUGCUGCGUGGGCUCGCCUUUUGUCACAGUCACAACGUACUCCAUAGAGACUUGAAGCCACAGAAUUUAUUAAUCAAUAAAAACGGCGAAUUAAAACUAGCUGAUUUUGGACUUGCGCGUGCCUUUGGCAUCCCGGUAAAGUGCUACUCUGCCGAAGUGGUUACGUUGUGGUAUAGACCGCCUGAUGUGCUCUUUGGUGCAAAAUUAUAUACAACUAGCAUUGAUAUGUGGUCGGCUGGUUGCAUUUUCGCUGAACUCGCCGAUGCAGGUCGUCCACUUUUCCCUGGCUCUGAUGUUUUGGAUCAAUUGAUGAAAAUCUUCCGUGUGCUUGGUACGCCUACAGAGGAAUCCUGGCCUGGAGUAACUCAUUUGGCUGAUUAUGUUGCACUUCCAUCCUUUCCGCCCAUUACUUCCUGGAGCCAAAUAGUACCACGUCUUAAUUCCAAGGGUCGAGACUUACUGCAAAAAUUGUUAGUAUGUCGCCCAAAUCAGCGAAUUAGUGCGGAGCAGGCAAUGCAACAUCCUUACUUCACUGAAAGCAGCUCAUCGAAUCAUUGAAUGAAUACAUAUUUAUUUAGGAAUAUAUCGGUUUUUAUAAUUAUGUUGCUGUAAUCGCUUCUAAUUGGCAAAACAAAAUUGAUUUUGCUAUAAUAUGUAGGUAUCGAUAAGAGACUUCAAAUAGGAGAAAGUGAGAGCAGCCUUCGCCCGAUCGUGCGUUAGGGGCUCAUAAAAUUUUAAGGUAAUUUCUAUAAACGAAAAGCUGAUUAUAAAUAUACGACAGAAAAGGCCGUCUUCAAUGUAUGUAUUGUAAUGAUAUAUAAUCUAAGUUAUUUGUUUUUUUUUUUAUAUUCAGUUUAAGAACGUAUUCCAUAAUUGUAAACAAUAUAAUACGGGGCUGUAAAUGCUUUAAUAAUGUCAAAAAUUUAUAUUUAGGUUAAUUUUAAGUUAUUUUUAAAAAGCAUCAGCCAUGUAAGAAUUUAUAAUUCGAUUAGAAUAAAAAAGUAAUUCAAUUAACAUUAUUGUACUUAAAAUAUAAGCGAUAUUGCCAUUAUACCUCCUCUCCUUCAGAAGCGUUUACAAUUUUUGUAAAAAAAGACCUCUGAGAAUAUCAGAAUAUAAUGUCCCAAUCAUAAUUAAAUAAA